This is a messenger RNA of Moneuplotes crassus, 1096 nucleotides long. The record is from the annotation of a GenBank genome assembly. NCBI's taxonomy places the organism in Eukaryota, Ciliophora, Spirotrichea, Euplotida, Euplotidae.
CAUUAAAAUGAAGAAAGAAAAAGUUAGAUCCUUGAGUGAAAAUCGUAUAUAUAAAUCUCAAUGUUUGGAUGGAUAUUCUCAAUCAAAUAGUCAAAGCUCACACAGCGAUAAAGAUCAGGACAUGAACAGUAACACCCAAGACUCCUCAGCAGUCCAACCCCCUCCAAAAACCAUCGAAGAGCACCUAAACACCACAAUCCUGACCACCUUCCAAACCACAAUCCCCCACUCCUUCUCCACCCCAUGUACCCCUUCCCUCUCCCUCUACCCCCCUCUCACCCCUAGAUCCCACAAAUCCUUCAACUCCACUUUCCUCUACCUCACCCACACAAUUCCUAAAUCCCUCAAAACCCUCUCUACUAAGCUAAAAACCUUCCUCUCCCACUCCCCUUCCCAGUACGAAUCCUACUUCUCCAGCGCCCACCCUUCUAAAUUCUCUACUAGAGAUAGUAUGAAUCCUUAUGAGUCAUUCAUGGUUUUGAAUUUAGGGUUUUAUGUGCAGUCUAUGAGGAGGAUGCUGGAGGAUUUGAGAGAGAAAAUAGAGAUUAGUAGGCUUGAACUUAGAUGUAUUAUGAAAGGAAAGAAAGGCGCAGAGAGGAGGAAGAAGGAAAUGAAAGGGUGGAGUACUGAAGAGGGGGAUGGGGAUGAGCAGUGGGAAGAGGAGAUGGAUGAGAGUAGUGGAGGGGAGGAAGGGGAGGAAGAGAGGGAGAUUGAGAAGAUGCAGUAUAGGAUGGAGGGGUUGGAGGAGUAUAUGCAGGGGUGUGUGGAGAGUAAUUAUCAAAUUCCGCACCUCUCGAUCAAUCAAAACACUAAUCACUCAUCUCUUGAAGACUUCGCUGAUAUAUUCCCUAAAGAUUCUGAAUUAGACGCUAUUUCAGAUUUAUCUAACCUAAACCAACAAUCCUACCCCUUCAGGGAUCUUUCCGAACACAAAUGCAGCCCUAAAUUCUGCCAAAUCUGUGCAUUAUUCCCCCAAAAAUCCCCAUCAAACCUUCAAGAUCACAAACCAACCCAAAUCCCGUCUAAAAUAGUAAGUCACCACAUCCCCUCUUCUUCACCCUCUCCCAUCCACUUUCUGGCUACUAGCCAUCACUAA